UUCCUCUCUCCUGAUUGGCUGAUCGCACCGCUCGCGGACAGCACCUGCUCUAUUCUAACAGGCGUAUUUAAGUAGAGAUCCAUUCUCUAACGCAUACACAGCACGUAGACAAGUUCAGCAACAGCACGUCUUUUCAAACAAGAUGCUUUCUUCCCGUGUGCUGCUUCGUGGUUUGCGGGCUGAGACCGGGUUCUGGAGGAACCUGACCACCUCGACCAGAGCCCUGGCUUCACAUGGUCACAGUGUAGAUGUGAUCGAUUGCACUGUUCCUCAGUACAAUAACCGCCUGGAUACACCACUGCCCGAUAUUCCAUUUGUCAGAAAACUCACUCCUGAGCAGAAGAAGCUGAAGGAGAAGGAGAUGGAGCCAUGGACCAAACUUUCCAAGGAGGAGAAACUAGCAUUGUAUAGGCUGACGUUCGAACAGAGCUAUGCCGAGAUGAGGAAGAGCUCUGAUGAGUGGAAGACAGUGUUGGGAGGGGUCCUCUUUUUCCUCGGCUUCUCUGGCCUUUUGGUGUUGUGGCAGCGUUGGUAUGUUUACGGAGAUGUGCCACACACACUUUCCUCUGAAUGGGUGGAGAAGCAAACCCAACGGAUGCUCGACAUGAGGGUUAACCCCGUGCAUGGCUUCUCCUCAAGCUGGGACUACGAGAAAAAGCAGUGGAAGUAGAAUCCCACUGUGGAAAAGCACAUCCAGAGCCGACUUUAACCCUGGAUUUAAAUCUUAACAGAUUUAAAAUGUAUACACUCCUUAAAUAAAAUAAAUGACUUGGCUUGAAUAUAA
Clarias gariepinus (North African catfish) is the source of this 784-nucleotide messenger RNA. RefSeq names its product cytochrome c oxidase subunit 4 isoform 1, mitochondrial. The coding region runs from base 143 to 670 and encodes 175 amino acids. The transcript has 5 exons. Gene Ontology annotation, biological process: mitochondrial electron transport, cytochrome c to oxygen. Lineage: Eukaryota; Metazoa; Chordata; Actinopteri; Siluriformes; Clariidae. The record is from RefSeq and is a predicted model, not a curated record.